Molecule: messenger RNA, 1650 nt
Organism: Triticum turgidum subsp. durum (durum wheat)
Lineage: Eukaryota; Viridiplantae; Streptophyta; Magnoliopsida; Poales; Poaceae
Source: the annotation of a GenBank genome assembly
AUGGAAGGAGGGAGUACCAGAAAAGAAGAAAAUAAAAUAAGCACAGCACCAGACUUCGCACACAUUCCCCAUUCUUCGAGCUCCACAGCCAUGGUCUCCCAGUCCCAACAGCCACCCUCGCCGCCGCCGCCGCCGCCCGAGCCGACCAGCAUUAGCUCUUUGACCGACGACCUCCUCCGUGAGAUCUUCCUCCGCCUACCGGACCUCCCGACCCUUGUCCGCGCGGCCUUCACCUGCCGCCCCUUCCUCUGCCUGGUCCGCUGCUCCCCGGCCUUCCGCCGCCGCUUCCGCGAGCUCCACGCGCCGCCUCUCCUCGCCCUCUUUCUCACACCCUACAUGGACGCCGUCAUCCCUUCCGCCAGCCGCAGCCCCGACCCGGACACCACUGCCGCCUUCGCCGAUUUACUCGGAGACGACGACGCCACCGAGUGGGGGACAGAUUCCCAAAUUCCCUACUACUACGACGGGUACGUCGCCUUCGUCAACCGGAGCACCGAUCAGACUGCCUCCUACAGCCCACUGAAUAUUGGAGCGCCGGCGCAGGCCCUGGAUAUCUACCCCAAGACGCCCCGCGAAGGCAUCGACGCCUGGCUCGAGUUCUACACGCUCCCUCCGGACCAAGAGGGCCAGAGGCCAUCCCGUGUGGUCUGUGUCCGUCACGAUCGCUCAUGGGCGCGCGCGCGUGUGGCCGUCUUCUCAUCUCACGCCCUGAAGUGGCAGAUCUUCCCAGAGUCCAGGGGGUUGCUGCUUGAGCGCGACAGGCGCACGAUUCGUAAGCUUGUCGAUGGGUUCGUCUGCUGGUUACAGAGUGAAAACUGCAUUCUCGCUCUCAACACUGUCACCUUUCAGUUCUCUCGAAUGAAUCUGCCACCGCCCUUGAGAGGGCCAUACACAUACAUGUAUCGUACACCGCGCUUUGAGCUUGGUCAGACCAAGGAUGGGAAACUCUGUAUCGUGCAUGUGCAGGAAUUCACGCUUUCUGUUUGGCUCUGGACACCCGACGAUGACGGCGUCGAGAGAUUUAUGCUGCACAAGAUGUUUCAGUUGCACACAAUUGUUAAGGAGAUCACUAAGCGUUCAGUCCUGGACAAUGUUGACGCUGGAGGGCAUAUGAACGUUACUGAUGGAUUUGUGUACCUGUCUGUUGUCUAUGACAAGGGUAAGCAAUCUUCUAAGUGGUUCCUAUCCUUCUGCCUGGAAACAGCAGAGGUGAAGUUGCUCUUUGAGAAAACAUGCAGUAUUUACUGCCCUGUUGAUCCAUACAUCAUGGCCUGGCCUCCUUCUUUGAUGCACGACAAGGGGGAUUCAGAAACUGAAGUUGCCAGGGACACUGUUGGAGAUGAUGGUCCUGUGGGCACGGAAGAAGCUUCCCCUGUCCUCUUCACGGCAUUGCAGUUAUUCAAAGAAGCUUUGAUUGAUGAUGACAACGCAAAAUUUGUGGAGAUGGACGCUUUCUUACUUGAUGAUGAGAUUAGCUCCCUUUUGAACAAAAUCUCUACUUUAGAAGCAGGAUUAGCAGCUGGGAGAGACUGUGUGCUGAGAAGAGGUGCUCAUUCCAAUAUCAACGUGGAAGGGAUGGAAAGGAGGAGUUGGUGGGAAAUGUGCAAGGGGAUGUUGGGGAGAGUUUCUUCCCACUUCUUUGCCAAUUGA